CGCAGAGUUCGCCGGCCCAGGCCCCGCCCUCUUCCGAAAGCCCCGAAAACAAUUUUAAGAUGGCGGCGGCAGCGGCGCGGAAAACAAUGGGGCAGGGGUGCAGGGGACAGGCCGAGGCCUGAGGCGGGCGGCGUGCGCUGGCCUGGAGUCGGGCCGAGCGGGGCCGGAGGAAGACCCGCCGCCGCGCCCGAACCCGCUCCACCGCCCGCCGGGACAUGGCGCGGCCGUGAGGCGGACCGGGGCCGCCAGAAGCGGAGGAGCCCCAAGUGCCAGCCGGCGCCGAGAGGCCCGGGCCCGGCCCGCGCCGCCCGCGGCCCAUGGUGCUGCCUACCUGCCCCAUGGCGGAGUUCGCGCUGCCGCGGCACAGCGCGGUCAUGGAGCGCCUCCGCCGGCGCAUCGAGCUGUGCCGGCGCCACCACAGCACCUGUGAGGCCCGCUACGAGGCCGUGUCUCCCGAGCGCCUGGAGCUCGAACGCCAGCACACCUUCGCCCUGCACCAGCGUUGUAUCCAGGCCAAGGCCAAACGCGCCGGCAAGCACCGGCAGCCGCCCGCCGCCGUCCCGGCCCCGGCAUCCGCUCCGGCCCCCGCCCCGGCCCCAUCGGCCGCGCGCCUGGACGCAGCCGACGGCCCGGAGCACGGCCGCCCGGUCGCGCAUCUUCAUGAUACAGUGAAGAGGAAUCUUGACAGCGCUGCCUCCCCUCAGAAUGGUGAUCAACAGAAUGGCUAUGGAGACUUAUUUCCUGGGCAUAAGAAGACCCGCCGAGAGGCCCCUCUGGGCAUCAGUGUGUCUGCCAAUGGGCUUCCUCCUGCCUCACCCCUUGGUCAACCUGACAAGCCUCCUGGGGGAGAUGCCCUGCAGUCUGGUGGGAAGCACUCCCUGGGACUAGAUCCCAUCAACAAGAAGUGUAUGGCAGACUCAAGCAUCCACCUGAAUGGAGGCAGCAACUCGAAUGAGCCAUUUCCUCUAAGCCUGAGUAAGGAACUCAAGCAAGAGCCAGUAGACGACCUGCCAUGCAUGAUAGCAGGUGCUGGAGGCUCCGUUUCCCAGAGCAAUCUCAUGCCGGAUCUCAACCUUAAUGAGCAGGAAUGGAAGGAGCUCAUUGAAGAGCUGAACAGGUCGGUGCCCGACGAAGACAUGAAGGACCUGUUCACUGAAGAUUUUGAGGAGAAGAAGGAUCCAGAGCCCUCUGGUUCUGCCACACAAACCCCCUUGGCCCAGGACAUUAAUAUUAAGACUGAGUUCUCUCCAGCAGCCUUUGAGCAAGAGCAGUUAGGUUCUCCACAAGUGAGGGCUGGGUCUGCAGGACAGACCUUUCUGGGACCUUCAUCUGCCGCUGUGGGCACAGAUUCUCCAAGUCUGGGGAGCUCUCAGACUCUGUUUCAUACCACUGGUCAACCUGGGGCGGACAAUCCCAGUCCAAACCUGAUGCCGGCAUCAGCCCAGGCCCAGAAUGCACAGAGAGCUCUCACAAGUGUGGUAUUGCCUGGCCAGGGCCCAGGAGGGGCCUCAGAGCUGUCCUCUGCUCACCAGCUCCAGCAGAUAGCUGCCAAGCAGAAGCGUGAGCAGAUGCUGCAGAAUCCACAGCAAGCUGCCCCAGCACCUGCCCCAGGCCAGCUGUCCACAUGGCAGCAGGCGGGGCCCUCCCACAGUCCCUUAGAUGUCCCUUAUCCCGUGGAGAAGCCUGCCAGCCCUCCUGGCUAUAAGCAAGACUUUACCAACUCCAAACUGCUCAUGAUGCCUAGUGUGAACAAGAGUUCUCCUCGGCCAGGAGGUCCCUACCUCCAAGCCAGCCACUCGAACCUGCUGAGUCACCAGCCACCGGGUAACUUGACUCAGAGCUCCGUGAAUAACCAAGGGUCUGUGCUAGACUAUGGCAAUACAAAACCUCUUUCUCACUACAAAGCAGACUGUGGGCAAGGCGGCCCUGGGUCUGGCCAGAAUAAACCAGCUUUGAUGGCCUAUCUUCCCCAGCAGCUGCCCCAUCUGAGUAAUGAGCAGAGCUCCUUGUUUCUGAUGAAACCAAAGCCAGGAAACAUGCCCUUCCGGUCACUGGUUCCACCUGGGCAGGAGCAGAACCCUUCCAGUGUCCCUGUACCAGCCCAGACUGCCAGCGUGGGGACCCAGCCUCCCAGUGUCUCUGUGGCCAGUACUCACAGCAGCUCCCCAUAUCUCAGCAGCCAGCAGCAGGCAGCCGUGAUGAAGCAGCACCAGCUGCUCCUGGACCAGCAGAAGCAGAGGGAGCAGCAGCAGCUGCAGCAGCAGUUCUUACAGAGGCAGCACCUUCUGGCUGAGCAGGAGAAGCAACAGUUUCAGCGUCAUCUGACCCGCCCCCCCCCCCAGUACCAAGACCCAACGCAAAGCACCUUUCCCCAAGCGGUUGGACAGUUCCCAGGACCUGCUGCUGCUGUGCCUGGCAUGAACAACUUGGGUCCAUCCAAUUCCGGCUGUCCUCGAGUGUUCCCGCCGCCGCCACAGCCUGGGACUCUGAUGUCAAUGGGUCCUGGACACGCUCCUGUUUCUUCUCUCCCCUCCAGCUCAGGCCAGCAGGACCGAGGAGUAGCCCAGUUUACUGGGUCCCAGAGCUUGCCUCAGAGCAGCCUUUAUGGCAUGGCCUCUGGCCUACCCCAGAUAGUUGCCCAGCCCCCACCACAGGCUACCAGCGCACAUGCCCACAUUCCACGGCAGACCAAUGUGGGCCAAAAUGCCUCCACUCCAGCUGCCUAUGGACAGAACUCUCUGGGGAGUGCUGGCCUCUCCCAGCAGCACAGUAAGGGAACCCUGCCUCCUGGUUUAACAAAGCCACAAGUCCCAAGGGUGCCAGCUGCCAUGGGAGGCCAGAAUGCCUCAUGGCAACAUCAGGGAAUGCCAAACCUGAGCAGCCAGACGCCAGGCAACAGCAGCGUGGGCCCCUUCGCUGCAGCUUCCAGCUUCCACAUGCAGCAGGCUCACCUGAAAAUACCUGGCCAGCAGUUCUCCCAAGCCAUGCCUAGCAGGCCCAUGGCCCCCAUGAGUUCAGCAGGGGCAGCAGGAUCAUUGCUGCCCGCAGUGAGCACACAGCAGAGGAACAGUGCCCCUGCACCGGCACCUCCCCAAGCAGCCCCUCAGCAGGGCUUGCCCGGCUUAAGCCCUGCAGGGCCUGAGCUGGGGGCCUUUAGCCAGAGCCCCACUUCACAGAUGAACAGCAGGGCGGGGCUGCACUGUACUCAGGCCUACCCUGUGAGGACCAUGGGCCAAGAGCUGCCCUUUGCCUUCAGCGGGCAGCCAGGCAGCAGUGGGCUGUCCAGUGUGGCUGGACACACUGAUCUGAUUGAUUCACUGCUGAAGAACAGGACUUCUGAAGAGUGGAUAAAUGAGUUGGAUGAUCUUUUAGGGUCACAGUAACAGAAAUUCGUGUGUUUUCCAUGUUUAGAUAUCUUAUAUUUUUGUUCUCAGACUCAAGAAAGAGCAACUACUUUGGACCAAAAGCCCAUGGCCCAGAGCACUAGGCCAGUAGAGCUUAAGCCACAGCUGAAGCCGGCUCUGGUCAGUAUCUGCUGGUCCAUUGGGCUGGCCCAGCCCAUUGGCAUCACUACCUGGGUUUGGGAUAGCAGGAUAGGGAUUUGAAAGGUGGCUUCCUACCCACAUGACCAAAAAGCCAGUGGAAACAAUUAAGCCCCACCAUGUCAGGCUUAUCAAAAAUAAUGUGCUGUGUUUUUACCCAGAUUUCUCCACUUGCCUCAAGGCUGGGAACAAAUUUCUUUUGAAAUUCUAAAUAGAAUAAUUUGCAUUUUGUAGCAUAGAAGUACCUUUUUUAAUUUAAGAUUUUUAAGCAUAUUAGGCUAGGUGGUGGUUAUAUUGGUCAGUGGCACUGGAGACCUGGGGUUUCCUUUCUCUUCCUGCUCUGUCAGCUUUCAGGCUCACUGGAAAUCAUUGCCACAAGUGUAGACUGUGGCUGCAGAUGCCAAAAUGACCUGGAUGCCACAAGAUGUAGAUCAGUGGUCCAGAUAGGGUCCUUCCUUAAGCUCCUACUUCCUAGCUGCCACUCACUCUUUGGGAUACUGGGUCCCCUUGAGGGUCCAGCCUCUGCAGCUCUCUGACAACCUGUAUUUACCACUGUAGAAGUGCCAUUCGGUUGUACACACAUCUUUCUUCCCCACAUCAUCCCCAUGGCCCUUCUUUCUGCCUCAACCUCUUGCAGCCGAACUGGGAAAUGGCGAUUCCCUUGACUACAGUAGAGAGGAGAAGUCAAACUCCUGAAGGAGCCUGAAGGCUGCAGGCAGCCCGCCGCCCAGGGGUCUCUCUGCUCUUCCUGCCGUGCUGCGCUUCUCCCGAGGCUGACCAUUUGCACGUGGAAAGUGGCUUUAUAACACUAACCCAUCCUUGCUAAAGAUGUGAGUGGAUGCUCUGUGAAGUCUGUUGAUGACCACAGACUAGAGCGAGGGGGCUGUUGACAGCGCUUGUUCUUACCACAAGCAAGAUGGUGAGACCUUUAGCAGGAUGGCGGAGGGAAAGGUUUGCUGGAGUGACUUGGUGCCGAGGGGCCUGUAGAGGAACCACAGCUCUGCCCAUUGUCCUGGGUCCCAGAACUCUUAAUCCAGUGUAGAGAACUGAGCCAAGGAAAUGACAGGAGCAGCCUGCACACUUGGAGGGUCAGAGGGUGUCCACACUGCUAACUACUUUGCACCAGCAGUGCCUUUUUCUCUGAGGGUACCUGUGCUCUCGGGUCUGUGUCUCCUAGCCAUGUCUCCUACCGCCCGUCCUCCCCAGAAACUCAGUUCAGCUCUCAGAGAAGCAGGUGAAUCAUAAAGCCAGUGAAGAUGCCACCCUCUGAUCACCCCUCAAUUGUAGGGGGAAGAGGGUGACUUUAGCAGGUUCUCUACCAAAAACAUGGCUGAGGGCUGGAACCGGAUCCUGGUUCCUCUUCCAGCCUCCUGCGAUAGCUGCCCACCUCCUGCACCCAUUGCCCAGGGCACACCAGCCAGUCCCCACUUUACCUUAGGCCCAGGUUGGCCACACGGGCAGUGGGCGGCUCACUUUCAGUGUCAUAGCAAUAAAAUGUGAUUCUUGGGGUCCCCCCAGAGCUGCCCACGGCUUUAUUUAUGAGUCUGGCUUUGAGAAGUUGGGAAGAGGUGACCCCACUUCCUCGCACAUCCCAUCUUCUCAGAGCCAUGCCUCAAGCAGAAAAGGGUGCUCGGACUUUCUUCUACACAUGUGCUUUGUGUAAAUAAAUGUUUACAGUUUUAUAUUGAAGAUGAAAUAAGUGUUAGAGCGUCCAACUGUAUAUUUUUUACUUUUAUAGAUUUUAAAACUGAUCCUUUAUAUGUGUUUGGAGCUAUGAUAAGUUUUAUGGCAAGCAGUUGGUAUUGUUAACUUUUUAUGGUCAUCAAAAGUGCAUAAAAGUCCUAUUAAUUCCCUUAUUCUGCUUCCCUUAGCUCUGGUAUACACCAAAAAGAAGUCUUUACUUUCCUUGUGUUAUAAAAAUAAUAAAAAUAUUUUACUAGUAUGGAAA
This is a messenger RNA of Onychomys torridus (southern grasshopper mouse), 5490 nucleotides long. It is a transcript of the gene Maml1, whose product is annotated as mastermind like transcriptional coactivator 1. The transcript is spliced from 5 exons. Bases 318 to 3383 code for a protein of 1021 amino acids. Gene Ontology annotation, molecular function: transcription coactivator activity. NCBI's taxonomy places the organism in Eukaryota, Metazoa, Chordata, Mammalia, Rodentia, Cricetidae. Gene Ontology annotation, cellular component: nucleoplasm; nuclear speck. Gene Ontology annotation, biological process: Notch signaling pathway; positive regulation of transcription of Notch receptor target. The record is from RefSeq and is a predicted model, not a curated record.